This is a messenger RNA of Effrenium voratum, 1452 nucleotides long. The record is from the annotation of a GenBank genome assembly. NCBI's taxonomy places the organism in Eukaryota, Dinophyceae, Suessiales, Symbiodiniaceae.
GCUUCCUGUGCUUCGCAUCGGCUCCCGGCGCCAUGUCCCCCUUGGACCUGGCCACCGUGCGUGCCAGAGACCGGGACCCAUGGCAGAAGCUGGAGAUUCCAACCUUCGAGCAUAUGAUUUCCAUGCCGUGCCAUGAGCAAGCGCGGCAUUCUACAUGUGCCGUGCAGGAUAUGGCGGCGCGGUUCUCCCUUCCAGCCUGGGCAAGCCGUAUCAACGCAGCAUGUUUUGCUUCGGUGAUUGAUUUUGACGACAUGUGCUCUGCUGCCCAAGGGGUGGAGGGCUCCGAGGGGGUGGUGGCGGAUGAGGAGGCGGCGCUGAUCUGCCUGGCCGGUGCGUUGGACUUCGGCUCCGGAUGGCGCGAUGAGCUGCGGUGCUUCCAUGGCAAGAGCGCGUGGCAGACAGUCAAGCAAGGCAUCGAGAACCUGUCACUGAUGUGCCCCGAACUGCGAGCAGAUUGGCUUUCCAACCUCGCCGCCUCAGACGUGGCGAAAGUGUUUGGCCUUGAGCAUGCAGAAGGCUUGGAUGAGUUUGUCCAGCUGCUUCUUCGGGUGCUGAACGAGCUGGGCGACUCUUUGAUGAGAAGAAGCUGCAGGAGCCUGUCGGAGUUCAUGAUCACUCUGCUGGAAGAAGUCCGGGGAGAUGCACAAGCAGCUGCCAAGAUGGUGCGGGCGUUGGCAGACACGUUUCCGACUGCCUUCAAGGACCAGUCCUUCAUCAAGCACCUGCCAAUCUACUUCUACAAAAAGGCGCAGGAUGUGGUGUACGAGCUGUACGAGCGGUUCCAUCUUCAAGACAGCCGCUUUGACUUCCCUGACGUUGACUCACUGACGGGCAGUGUCGACCCAAUCAUCAUCAGCAUUCUGAGAAAAGAGCAGGUUGUGAUGACCACUCGCGACUUGGCCAUGGCAAUCGAAGGUGAAGUUGCCCUUCCGAGCGGUGAGUUGGCUGAAGUCUCCCUGCGCGCUGCUGCCGUGGCUGCUCUUGAGGAUAUCACACUGCCACCCGGCACUCUCUCGCAGAUUGCUGGUUCGAUGGUUGCAACAUGCCUGCCUUUGUUAUGUACGCACUCACACCCAUGUCCACUGACAGUGUAAGGCUUGCGCGUCUAAAGGGCUACCCAGUUUCUCCGGUGAUGCUGGGGCACUACCUGUGGGGCUGCUUGGGCAAGUCCGAUGGCUAUAUGUCAUCUCGGCGGCACAUCACCAGAGACACAACAUUUUACUGAACUGGGGCCGCGCGGCCCGCCGAAGAACACGGACCCUUCGUCCGUGAGGACUCUGUGUGUUGAAGCGGCUCAAAGCUCGCAACCAGCACGCUAUUUUCACCUCGCAGGAACCACGGGACAAGACGUCCUGUGAUAAGAACACGUGACGGGUGUGCUGGGCCAACAGCAGUUGUCCUGCGCUUUGGGCUUCCCACCUUUGCCGGAUCAGGUGCUGCCAGCGCACGCAA